Messenger RNA from Poeciliopsis prolifica (blackstripe livebearer), 11126 nucleotides. RefSeq names its product protein tyrosine phosphatase receptor type Q (gene ptprq). The record is from RefSeq and is a predicted model, not a curated record. The transcript has 60 exons. Gene Ontology annotation, molecular function: protein tyrosine phosphatase activity; protein binding. Bases 48 to 10559 code for a protein of 3503 amino acids. Gene Ontology annotation, biological process: protein dephosphorylation. Lineage: Eukaryota; Metazoa; Chordata; Actinopteri; Cyprinodontiformes; Poeciliidae.
ACAUUGAUCGCUCAGCAUGCUCUCCUGACUGCAGGAUACGAUUGCAUAUGAGUGAAGAUCAUAGGAGGUAUAGUAUCGUGCUGAGCGCAAAAAGGAAUGAUUCAGUGCUGGAGACAAAGAACUUUCACUUCAUUCCGGUAUCCCUUUCCUCCUUUUGUGCAACAAGCACCACCUCGACUGCCCAGCUGAAAUGGGAACCACUUCACAGACAGCAGAGCAUUUCCACCUUGACUCUACACAACAUGCACACACAGUCUGUCACUCGAAUCAAUAGCAUAAGCUCUUCAGCGAUCCAGUCCAAGUUAACAAUAAAAAAUCUCCAGCCUGGCACACAUUACAUGGUUGAAGUCAUGGUGGCCAUUUUCCUCCCUCAACCUGGCAUCACAUUAAUGCAGAAACUCAGGAUUUUUAUGGAAACAGAUCAGUGUCCAGACGGCUGGUUGGCCAAUGGGAGGAGUUGCUACACCGUGAGGAGAUCGGGUUUGAGUUGGAGUGAUGCGAUGAGCAGCUGCAGACAGCUGGUGGGGGAAAGCCACCUGGCUGACCUGAAGACCAUGGAAGAUCUGCUGUUUGUAUCUUCUUACCUUCAGAGCGACAACAACCUGCUGCUGCUGUGGACAGGUCUUAAUGACCAACAGGAGGAAGGCCUCCCACUCUGGUCUGAUGGUUCGCCAUAUAAUCAAACAAACACAAUGACUCUACUGCCAGCCAAUCAGACGGACUGUUUUGCUUUUCAGAGGAAUGCUACAGGAACAGGAUACUUCCUGACUCCUUUCUUCUGUGACAUCACUUUGCCAUUCAUCUGCCAAUACCAGACUCCUUUUACUCCUGCAUCAUUUUCAUUCGACCUGGCUCAGGUGACAGACCAGCAUGUAGAGUUUCGAUGGAGUGACUUUUCACCCCUGCUCUCUACUCAGCCUUCAUCUUUUGAGAUAUUCCUCCAGUAUAGAGAAAGUGAAAAUGCCCUUUUGGGUCAUGGUGAAGAAGAUGGAUGCAAGGAGUCAGAGGGGAAAAACAGGAAGAAAACCCAAUUGAGUUUCAGAAAAACAGUAAAAGUUAAGAUUCUUCACUCCUCCAGAGGGGUAACUGUGACAGGUUUGACCCCGGGGAGCAUUUACUUUUUCACCCUUCAAGUCUCUCACCAUGCUGGCCCCAGCUGGAUUUUGGGACAAAUACAGACCGCAUACAUGAGGCCGCUUCAUCCUCAAAAUAUUUCUGUUGGAUCAAUAACAGCUGGUCAGAUUACUUUACACUGGAUGCUGCCGAGCACUCAGUGCACAGCUGGGUGGGCAUUUGCUGUACACUGUGAAGAUGUGUCCUUGAGACAGGAGAGAGGAGUUAGCAACAUCUCCAGGGUCUAUGGGACCAACAGGAAGUGGUUCUACACAGCUAUGAUUGGAGGACUUGAUGCCUACACAAGAUACAGAAUUCAAGUCUUCACAAUUGCACAGUUUGGAAUAUGGAGCUGUGGUCAGGCACCUCUAACUGUGCGCACUGCAAUAAAGCCUCCUGCUGAUCUGGUGAUGUUUAGCAAGAAUGACAGCCUGUCAGCUUGCUGGAUGGUUCCACCUAGCAGUCCUCCAGAUGCAUAUUACGUGACAACCCAAUCGUUUAAUAGUCCUGCUUCUUCUUCGCUAUGGAUAAACGACUCCAGCGCUGAUGGACUCAGAAAAGAUGAAUCCAUUUGUGUUAAUUUGGGCACAUUUACUCCUAGUCACACAUAUGAAGUAGCAGUCGUUGCCAUGAGGGGAAAUGACAGAAGCGAGAGGUCCAUUACUGUCUACACCACAGCUCCGAUGCCUGUGCAGGUUGCAGUCCCUCUUGCUGUGGGGACAAACUACACGCAGCUGUAUGUUCUGCCUCCACGGGUGGGUCUGAUUGACGGGGUCAAAGUGUGUUCGUGUCUUGGCGUUUGCAACAGGACAUGUAAGGAAUUGUGUGCCACUUGUGACUGGCAUUCCCUCCCCGCUGGCAUUUUCAUUGCAACCAUCAACAACCUUACUCCAGGAUCACAGUACCAGCUCAGUGUGUACAGCACUGUUAAAGAGAAAGUGGGGCCACCAUUCUACACCCGUCCCAUUAAAACAAGUCUGGUUCCACCUAGCAGAGUGAGGGAAGGAGUAGUGACAGAAACAUCCAUAGAGCUGCUUUGGGAUCCGGCACCAGGAAAGGGUCAGAGCUAUGAGGUCAUCUGCCACAACUGUGGCCAGGCACUCAAGGUGCAGAAGGUAUUCAGUCAGAGUGCAGUGUUUUCUGAUUUGAUACCAGGUUCACUCUAUCACUUUGCUGUACGUGCAGAGAAGGAGUCCUUUGCUGACAGUUCACCGGUCUCAAUCAAUAUCACUGCAGUUCCUGGCCAAGUGGAGGUUUCACUCGUCAAUAAAACAACAUCAUCCAUAUGCAUUAGCUGGAGUACCGCCAGAGGACUGCUGAGCUCAUUCAUUCUGUCUAUCAAAAACACAACAACCAUUCAGGAGCUGAUCAUUUCUCAUCAGGAACACAGAUCAUACAAUUUCCAAGGUCUUGUUCCUGGGACUAAGUAUACGAUUGAGGUAUUUACCAUCAAUGGGGAGAGGAGAAGUAAACCUUCGACUGUAAUUCUGUAUACACUUCCAGGGAUGCCAAAGCAAGUGGUUACAUCGGAGCACCCAGUGACGUCUGUAUUUGUGACCUGGAGGCCACCAGCAGGACAGGUAGACAAGUACAAGCUUGCAUCUGGUCUCUUGUCCGUGGACAGGGAAUUGUGGACUGGAGUGUUUGUUGAGAGCACAAGCUAUGAGAUCAGAGAGUUGAUCCCGGGGUCAGACUAUGGUGUCAGCAUUCAGAGUAUCCUGGGCUUAGACAGCAGCCGUGCAGCAAAGAGAGAGUUCAGCACACGCCCUGCAGGAUUCUGCCGACUUCAUUUAGAUAAAGUGGAUUCUUCGUCCAUAUCUGUGCAUUGGGACGAGGCGCCUGGAGAGUUUGACUUUCACAGAUUGACGGUGGCCGGCGCUUCGAUCACACAAACACUCAUAAUACCAAAAGGGGAGCAGGUUGCUGUGGUUACAGGGCUACUGGAUGGCUGCAGCUACAAUGUGAGCAUCAGGAGAGUGAGAGGGGAGACAGCAGGAAGUGCUGCUUUUGUGACUGUCACCACAGUGCCAAAGCCUGUGAGAGGUGUCCGGUUGGUCAGCAUUUCUGGACGGGCAUUCUCACUACGCUGGCUGCAAGCAGAGGGAUGUGUAGAUCGCUACCAAGUUAACUUGGUGCCAAACCAUGGCAGAGUGAUAUUUCACCCUGCCUAUGAUGGAUACAUUCAGGCUGACGUGGUGGAUGUUAGUCCUGGGACACAGUACUCGGUGACGGUCUCUGCAGACUCUUCUUCUAAAAGCAGCUCUGGAGUCAGUCGCAUGAUCAUUACAAACGAGAGUGUUCCCGGUCCUCCGCUGACCCUUGAAGGAGAAGCUGUUGGUUCUAAUGGGAUUCUGCUAUCCUGGACCAUGCAAUCAGAUGCAAACAAUAUCGAUGGAUAUGUCAUCAGGUACAAGGAGGUUUGCCCGUACCCCGAUCCCUCUUUCACACAGGUGACCAAGUACCUGGAUGUACCAGAGACAUUGAUCACCGACUUUACCUCAGGUUCAACAUACCAUAUCCAGGUAGCAGCUAUGUCUCCAGCUGGGACAGGGCCUUUCAGCAAACCUUUGUACAUAAAGACAUCUGAGUCACCCCCUGGACUGGUGACCAAUCUGACGGCGUAUGCUCAAAACCACACUUUCGUCGUUGUUACCUGGUUCCUGCCACACCGCAUUAAUGGCCUCAUCACAAAGUUUGCCGUCAAAGCAAAACAUGCUCGAACGGGUCAGACGGUCCGCAUACUGGAAGUCAACGCAGAGGAAAUCAUGACUGGAGCUCUCCCUCACUGCAAUGAUGCAGCUGAUAUUUUGUCACGAGCAACUCCCAGCCCUUUGGAGAUAACUGCAUCGUCUCCAGCCAUUACCCUCUCUGCUGUGCCGCCGGCAGCCUCUUGGAAUGUGCCCAUAUCAGUAGGAGUAGAUCAGCUGCGGCCUUACACAGCCUAUCUAUUUGAGGUUUCUGCAUUUACAUCUGAUGGAGAGGGACAAGUAGCCUCCACCAUGGUCCGCAUGCCUGAAUCAGCACCCGAGGAUCCACCUGAAAACCUUUUAGUGUUGAACAGGACAUCCAGGUCAAUUUCUGUGUCAUGGAACUCUCCCAGCAAGAUCACUGGAAAGUUCUCCUAUGUGCUUUACCUUUAUGGACCUUCAGGUUUUUUGUAUGACAACAGCACAUGGGAUAUGCGUUUUCUUUUUACUGGGUUGACUCCCUACACAAUGUACAGAGUAGUUGUCCGCGCAAAAGCUGCAGGAGAGGUGGGACCAGCAGCUCAGAAGGUCGUAACAACACCAGCUGAAGCACCAAGCGCUGUGCAAAACCUGGAGGCAGUAGCUGAGGAUUCAGUUUCAAUUCGUGUUAGCUGGAGAAGCCCUGCACAGCCCAACGGUCCCAUAACUCAAUACAGACUGCAAGUCCUGGCUGAUGAUACUUUGCUGCAGGACAUCACCCUCAUAUCAGGGAAUACAACUGGUUCAUAUGAGAAUAAAACACUUCCUCCAAAUGUCGACAACACUCUGAGGCGUAAAAAGAGAUCUGAUGAGCUCAGUCCGGUCACGUCUCCACCGACUUUCACGGCUACAGUUUCAGCCCGCACUCCGCCCACUGGAAUGACUGCCUCCAGCUUCACUCGCUCAGACAGCAGAAGCACUGAUCACACUGCCAACACUGAUUUUCAGCCUACCCUCCACCUUGCACUCGCCGAUGAGUCCAGCCCGGGUUAUGAUUCAGAAAGCAUUACUCAGUCUUUUGACAAUGUCAGCUCUAGGACGUCCGUUCUGCCUGUGACUUCUGUGUCACAUAAUACCCAUCCACCCUGGCUCACGGAGCAGUCACACACAGAUGUGGUGACCUCAUCCACCUCCGCCUCGGGUUUUACUCCAGGACAGCUGCGCCUGUCCACACGUGAUGUUUCAGUUACUGGGAACAUUUCAACACGCAGUGGAGCAGUAACAGGAACUCCAGGUGUUACCGUGAGAAAAGAAGUGGUGGACGUCUUGUCUGAGGAGCUUUCGUACUUGGUGUUGGAUCUGAAUCCUUUUACUGAAUAUGUGUUCAGAGUCACUGCCUCCACCACUGCUGGGGAGGGACCUGCUGCAGAUAUCACUGAGAAGACCAGUGAGCAGGUUCCCAGCUCGGUGCUUGAAGUGUCCUAUCAAAAUAUAAGCUCCACAUCAAUUCUUGUGAAUUGGGUCCCGCCACUCAAUCCCAAUGGGCGUAUCACACAUUACAGCGUAUACGGCCUCAAUCUGCGCAGCAAUCAAGCCAUGAAGUGGGUUACUAACACCACCAGCAUAUUAAUAGCAGAUCUGGACAAGUAUACGGGCUACAAGCUACGUGUAGCUGCAUCUACAGCUGUGGGAGAGAGCACUCUGUCAGAGGAGGAUGAUGUUUUUGUCUUUACUUUAGAGGAUGAGCCAGACUCCCCUCCUGAAAAUCUCUCAGUGGUUGAAACGAGUCCCUCUACAGCCACUUUGACCUGGUCUGCUCCAGAGAAAGCUAAUGGAGUGAUCCAGUACUAUGAGGUCUUCUAUGAAAACGACUCCUACUUUGCAGUGAUAAAUACCACUUCAAACAGAGUAACUCUGACCAGCUUAAAGCCAUUCUCAUUUUACAACGUGUCUGUGAGGGCAUACACUCGUUACGGCAACGGCAACCAAACGUCCGAAACGUUGAACCUGCUGUCUGGAGAAGAUGUUCCAGGCAGUCCUCCAUAUGGACUUUCCUACGAGUCAAUCAGCCCCAGUGAGGUGAAUGUGUCAUGGUCCGCUCCUCUGCAGCCAAACGGCGUUGUUACUCACUACAGCCUGGAGCUCUGGAACUCCACUCAUCGCCUGAACCUCACCUCACCGGCCAACUCCCUCCACAUCACCCACCUGAGGAAGUACGCUCAGUACCGCAUCGUGGUUCAAGCACACACUCGAGCAGGGCCAGGAAACUACAGCAGCGAGCCACUCAACAUCACCACACUUGAGGAUGCUCCAGACACCCCCCCUCAGUUCCUGCAAUCCAGAAAGUUGUCUGACUAUGAGGUCGAACUGUCAUGGGAGCCACCACUUAAUGCCAACUCAGAAAUACUCUACUACAUGGUCAGAGUUUGGAAUGAAACUGCUGAGACGUGGCAGAAUGUGACAGAGACAUCUGUGGUUAUUAAUGUGGACUCAGAAAGUCGCUACAAUGCCUCUGUCUCCAGCUGGACCAGACUGGGAGACGGAGGAGUGCUGAUCUAUAUCAGCUUUUCCACCACAGAAGCAGAGCCAUUUGACCCGCCACAGAAUGUGACGGUUGUAAAUGUGACCGCUUCCUCUGUCACCUUGAUGUGGCAACCACCGACUGAACCAAAUGGAAUCAUUGUGCACUACACUAUUUACUACACCGACAACAGCACUGUGAUAGAAAAGAGAGUUCGAGUGUCAGACUUACCACCCCGUUACUUCCCUAACUCGCCCUUCAUCUACACCCUGACUCGACUGAUCGGAGGCAGCAACUACACCCUCUGGAUGACUUCGAGCACCAUACAGGGCGACGGAGGGGUCCAGUCAGAACCUAUAAACCUGCUCUUACCAGAAGACGUGCCAAGUGACCCAGUCUCAAACCUGACAGCUCAGAUCUUCAGCUCCACGAUCAUCAUUGUGAGCUGGGAUCCUCCCACGGAGCCAAACGGCCGUCCCUACUACAUCCUCACCUUACAGGAGGCUGGCAUAUUCCCAAACAUGAGCAGCCCAGGGACCGUGGCUGUGAACAAGACCAUCAAGCAAACCACUACCGACAAUGUUUUCCUAUUUACCAGACUGAGGAAGUAUUUUCCAUAUGUACUGACUGUUACUCCAGCAACGGGAGCUGGACCUGCCUACAAUCAAACCAGCACCAUGUACCUGAAAACAGAUGAUGACAUUCCCAGUUCUCCUCCAUUGCUGUUGUCAACUAGAAACCUUUCUUCCUCCUCCAUCGCUGUGGUGUGGCAACGCCCUCUGGAGGCUAAUGGAGAAAUAACAGAGUACACCCUCACUCUGUCUGGACCUGGGGGCACAAACACAACGCAGGUCCCCAACACAUCUGUCAUCCUCACUGAACUUGCGUCAUUUACGGCUUACAACCUCACCAUCACAGCCUCAACGCGUAAAGGCGCAGGGCCCAGCCUGCUUGUACAGCUUCACACUGAUGAAGCCGGUCCGUCCUCCCCUCCCCGCAACCUGACUAUAUACAACCACACAGCCGUUUCCGUGUGGUUGACCUGGGAAUCUCCUCUGGAGCCUAAUGGAGUGGUGAUAAAGUACGGAUUCCGGAUCCAAGACCUCAUCACACAAACCGUCACACAUCGGAAUUCCUCUGGUUCGUCGACCACAGAGCAUCUGUCAGGCUUCAGGCCUCACAGCUCCUAUGAGAUCAGUGUGUACAGUUACACCAGAGUGGGCCAUGGGAAUCAAUUCAGCAGCCCUGUGACCUUCACAACCAAUGAGUCAGUCUCAGAUGCUGUAGGGAAUCUAUCCUGCUCAGGACUGAGCUGGGAUUCUGUUGAACUGUCCUGGGAAGUUCCAUCCAACCCAAACGGAGAGAUCCUGUUCUAUGAGAUCACAGCAGAGGUCGACAUGCAAACCUUUACCCACCAGGCUUAUGCACCACAGUACAAGGUGGCCGGGCUGUCACCAGACCAAGAGUAUGCAUUCACUGUAGCUGCGGUAAACUCUGCAGGAUCAGGAGACAGCCUGAACUGCACAGCAUUCACCCUUUCUGAAUCAGUUCCAACUGCUCCUCGCUUCCUGUCCAUCUCUGAGGUCACAGCAACCAAUGUGACACUUCAGUGGGCAGCGCCGGUCUCCGUUCCUGGCCAGCUGAAAGAGUACCAUGUUGUGGCACAGUUGAUUUCAGUAGUUUGCGAACCAAACACACGAGCUACUGUCCUGCCAACCCCAGAGGACAGCAUGGCCUUGCACUGCGUGGAGGACAAUUUUAAUGUGUCAGUGAAUGCCUCAGAUGGUGCCGAAGAAGACAAUGUCAUCCUCCAGUCCCUGGCUAAAUACAGAUACUAUCGCUUCAAAGUGGCCGCUGUGACCAACGCUGGACCUGGAGAAUAUGCAGAGUGGAUUUAUGCACACACCCUGGCUGGAAACCCCGAUGCUCCACCUCGUGACCUUAAAGUGACCUCAACCUCCACCAGCCUUCAGAUUGCUUGGGAGGUUCCAGCUGUUCUCUCGGGACCAACUUCAUAUCUUGUGCAGGUGGAUGGUCCUGGUGUGAACAUCUCAAUAGUUCGGGUCCCGGGAGAGUUGACAACAGUCUUUGUGACAAACUUAACAGCUUUCAACCUUUAUGCCGUGACUGUCACUGCCUUCACUGGUCCAGUAGAGGAUGCCGGCAGAGAUGGGAAAGCUGUUGGGCCGAUUGUCUUCCAGACGCUGGAGGAGGAGCCAAAAGAUCCUCCCAAAAAUGUGACAGUCUCUGCUGUCCCAGAGAGAGUGAACCUGGUCAGGGUGAGCUUCAGUCCCCCCGAAGAGCCUAAUGGAAACAUCACUGCCUAUUACGUCUUUGUGUAUGAGAAGGACCAGUUGGUGAAAAACAUGAGUCUUGAUAACAUCCAUGGAGAACCAAACAUGCUGUUUGCUUUUGUGGAAGGCCUUAAAGGAGGACUCACCUACAGUAUACAGAUUGCAGCAAGAAACGGGGCGGGCUGGAGCCCCCUCAGUCCACAUGUUCAGAUAACUACAGGGAUUAAAGCCCCAUCCAAGCCAACCCAAAGACCCCAAGCAGUGCUGGGCCAAGGAGGGGUUGCCAUGGUAACCCACAGGAGCAUAACCAUCCACAUGCCUGCCUGUUUCUAUAGUGACAACAACGGACCAAUCGCAAAAAUCCAGGUCAUCGUGGCCGAGUCAGGGGUGAGGGACAGCGAGAACCUGACCAAUUGGAGGGGAGCCUAUUUUCACCGACCUGCUCCUUACCUCACUGACGCGGGGUUCCCCAACCCCACCUGCUUAGCGAGGGACAGGGCAGCAGCUAAGGAUAUGCUCAUCGGAGGCGGUCGCAGUGUGUCUGGAGAUGACCCGUCACUGCUGAGGCACAACCACACCGUCACAGAAACCUACAUGAUUGGAGAGGACGACAACUGCCUGAGACAGAAUGACACAGAUCAUUUCUGCAACGGGCCUCUGAAGGCAAACACUGUCUACGUGUUUAAAUUCAGAGCCACGAACAUCAACGGCCAAUACACAGACUCUGAAUUCUCAGAGCAUAUUAGAACUACAGCGGACAGACUACUGACCAAAGAGGAACAAAUCAUCCUGGGCGUUUUGCUGUCAUUCUUUCUGGCUGUGUUCCUCAUCCUUCUUAUCUGUUGCUCAGUAAAGAUCCAUCAGCGUAAGAAAGAGGGCGGGACUUAUUCACCCAGAGAGGCAGAGAUCAUAGAGACAAAGUGCAAAUUAGAUCAACUCAUUGCUGUAGCAGAUAUGGAGCUGAAACAAGAAAAACUCAAUAGGCUGCUCAGCUACAGGAAGUCGCUCAAGCCUGUCAACAAGAAAUCCUUCCUGCAGCAUGUGGAAGAUCUGUGUGCCAAUGACAAUUCAAAGUUCCAGGAGGAGUUUUCGGAGCUCCCAAAGCUGCUGCCGGACCUGGCCACCACAGACGCCGACCUGCCAUGGAAUAAAUCCAAGAACCGUUUCCUCAACAUCAAACCCUACAACAACAACCGAGUGAAGCUGCUCUCAGAACCAGGCAUGGCAGGAUCAGACUAUAUCAAUGCAAGCUUUGUCUCGGGUUACUUGUGUCCCAAUGAGUUCAUAGCCACUCAGGGUCCUCUGCCCAGCACAGUGGCUGACUUUUGGAGGAUGAUCUGGGAGACAGGAACCCGCAGUGUUGCCAUGCUCACACAAUGUUAUGAGAAAGGCAGGAUUCGGUGUCACAAGUAUUGGCCUGAGGACAACAAGCCAAUGACGGUGUUUAGUGAUAUUCUCAUCUCUAAAGUGUCAGAAGAAGUGCUUCCUGAUUGGACUGUCAGAACACUGAAAGUAGAAAAGCAUGGUCACUACAUUUUAGUCAAGCACUUCAACUACACUUCAUGGCCUGAGCACGGGGUCCCAGAAUCCUGCAGCACCUUGAUUAAGUUUGUCAAAGCUGUCCGAGCACAUCGCCAGGACAACUCCACGAUAGUGGUCCACUGCAGUGCGGGUGUGGGAAGAACAGGCGUGUUCAUUGCUCUCGAUCACCUCAUUCAGCACGUCAGAGAUCAUGACUUUGUGGAUAUUUAUGGGCUGGUAGCUGAGCUGCGCAGUGAGAGGAUGUGCAUGGUGCAGAAUCUGGCCCAGUACAUCUUCCUCCACCAAAGUACUCUGGAACUUCUGAACAACAAAGGCAACAGCCAGUCCAUCUGGUUUGUUAACUAUUCUGCUCUGGAGAAGAUGGACUCUUUGGAAGCCAUGGAAGGUGAUGUUGAGUUGGAAUGGGAAGAGACGACCAUGUAAACCACUGACUGGAGGAAGAUUUCUAAGAGCUUUUCUUGGACCAUAGGAUCCUCAACUGGACCUCCACCCUGUAGACAAAUGUAGAUGAUCAAUAAAGAGGAGCUGAAAAAGAAUAAGACUUAGAUGUUCCACUUCAAACCCUUUUCUCUGUCCAGUUGUUACUUUCUUGCACAUCCUGUCUGCUCGUUUCCAAAGACAGGAAGAGAAACUUUUGGAGGAGCUAUAAAUAUCAGGAAUGACAUGGCCAGAAAAGAGAGCAUGAGCUUAUUGUGAGACUUCAAUCUUAUCUGUUCACCUACAGGUACUCUGCACAUCUGCAUUGCAUUACUUUAAUGUUACUGUUUUUUAAGAAAAUUUAUCAAGCCAAAAUGGGAUUUUGUGAUUCUCUUUGUAACUUUGUUUGCGUUCAGGUAUUGUGUAUGCUUUUGAAGACUGAUUUGCAAACUCAAAGCAUUUACUCUUGCCUUGAUACUUGACAGUAAAACUUUUCCCCAUGGACUUGCUGUCAUCAAAUGUUUAUUAGCUUUUGAUAUUAAAAAGAAACAUUUUAAAAGUAAAACUUGCCAG